Messenger RNA from Anneissia japonica, 3938 nucleotides. RefSeq names its product protein NDRG3-like. Lineage: Eukaryota; Metazoa; Echinodermata; Crinoidea; Comatulida; Comatulidae. Bases 220 to 1275 code for a protein of 351 amino acids. Gene Ontology annotation, cellular component: cytoplasm. The transcript is spliced from 13 exons. The record is from RefSeq and is a predicted model, not a curated record. Gene Ontology annotation, biological process: signal transduction.
CCAAAGCUUUCACACAAAAAGUUUUUAGACCAAGAAGCGAAGGAAAGGGCCUUGUGUUUUAACUAAUUUCAGUAUCGUACAACGACGUUGUUUUCCGGUUUUUAACUUUCGUUAAUUCUGGAGCUAAAGUUAAACUAAUCAAACGCGGGCCUCAAACGCACAGUUUCAUUGUAAAUUUGAAUCCCAAGUGAAGAUCACCUUGAUUUUAUUCCUACCAACAUGUCUUAUUCUAAGCUUGGAGGAUUUGAUGACGAUGACGAUGACUUUGGAAUGGAAGUUAGGGUAACAGAUGUAAAACCAAGAAGUUUUAGCGGAUUUGACUCGGGUUCACCUCUUCUCUCAGACACGGAUGGACCGCAGUACCAGGAGGAAGAUGUUCACUGUGGGAACGGCACUGUCCACGUUGCUGUUCAAGGUGAUAUGAAAAAGCCAGCCAUUGUAACCUACCAUGACAUCGGCUUAAAUCAUGUCACAUGCUUCCAAGGUUUCUUCAACUGUCCUGAUAUGCAACCAAUUUUGAAAAGGUUCUGUGUGUACCAUUUAAAUGCACCUGGGCAACAUAAAGAUGCAUCACCACUACCAACAGGAUAUGUGUAUCCAGAUAUGGAUGGCUUAGCGGAGAUGAUACUUCCUGUACUACAGCAUUUUGGAAUUAAGGAAUUUAUUGGAUUUGGUGUUGGAGCUGGUGCAAACAUAUUAGCUAGAUUUGAGUUGGAACAUCCUACAUUAGUACGUGGACUGACUCUUAUAAAUUGCGUUGCAUCAACUGCAUCGUGGUCGGAGUGGGGGCAUCAAAAGUUUUCUUCAUUUUACCUUAAAGGUAAAGGGAUGACCAAUUUCUCACAGGAGUAUCUGUUGUGGCACUAUUUUGGAAAGAAAACACUAGAAUCAAACCAUGAUCUAGUGGCAGUGUACAGAGAGAAUUUGGCGAAAAGUGUGAACCCUGCAAAUUUAGCACAAUUUAUCAACAGUUACAUCAAGAGAACUGAUCUAAAUAUCGUACGAGAAUUAGAAAAGUCGAAAAAGAAAGACGCAAGAACGCUAAAGUGCAACACAAUGCUUAUAUGUGGCAAAAGCUCACCUCAUAUCAAUGAUACCGUCGAAAUGAAUGGGAGAUUAGAUCCAGCCAAUUCCACAUGGGUCAACAUCUCAGAUUGCGGUGGGAUGAUCCUGGAAGAACAACCGUCCAAACUCGCAGAGUCUUUUCGUUACUACCUGCAAGGAUUAGGAUAUGCACACAAGGUCCAACUGAAAUCUCUAAAUUGCCAGAGGUAGCAACAACAAAAUUGACUUUGAUAUCAACAAUGCUGUAAAUUUGAAAGUGCUAGCACCAGCCAAAGCCCACGAGCAACCUGAUACCUUCCGAGUGAAGAAGGGUCACCCUUCGCCUGUAAUGCUCUAAAAACGCAACUGUAACGGGUCCCUUGAUUGGUCUCCUGCCAGUAAGGAACAUCCUGAUUAGUCAACUUUAAAAUGCAAAAUUACUGCCGAAUAUAAUAUAUGAAUAGGCCUAUUAUGGAACAUUAUUUUUCCAUGAUUAAUUUUCUUGGUUAGAAAAUGUUUAAAAUGUAAUGUAGAGAUAUAUGCACAGUUUUAAACAAGUACACCCGCGAGCACCACCGAAACAUUAAUGGAGCGAUAUAAAAUCUUAAUUUCGGUCUCAAGUGAGCCAUGUAGGAAUAAAAUAAAUUUAUGUUUAUUUUAUUCCUUUAUGAUUGAGCUAAACCAAACCUGAAAAAUAUAAUACAAUAUUGUUAUUGCUUAUGUUGUAUACUUAAUUCAGAUAUUAGCUUCCAAAUACAAAUUAGAAUGACAAAAAUAUUCUCCACACCAAUGAACCUUUCCGGAGUGUCAGUCACACUUACAAAUUGACCAAUCAGAUCAUCGCUAAGAAUACGCUCAUAUCACAUGAACAUGCAUGUCCCACAAACACACAUGUCCCACAAACACGCAUGUCCCACAAACACACGUGUUCACGUACGUAGUGGAAAGGUCCAUUAUAAGACGCACAAAUAAUAUUGCCCCAAUCUUCUAUGCAUAGAACCUAACAAAAGAUAAUUUGUAGUAACAUUAUAAAUUAGCAAAUAUGUAAAUUGUUGAAAAAAACUUACUUGUUCGAUUUGAAUAAUUAAUUGGAUAUUUAUUUUUUUAUUUUUAUUUUUCACUUUUCUACCACACACAGUGUAUAUUUUUAAAAGAUAAAUAGGCCUAGUAGACAUCAUAAUGUAUACAUUUAAUUAUAUACAUGUAUCACAUAUCUUGAUCUUGGUGAUUAUACAAUAUAAUCAUGACUAAAAAAAGGUAAUUUUUUUAAUUAAUAAAUAACUGUAUUUUUAUUAUUUUUUAGAUGUUCUUUCUAAUCGACGCUAAUAAAAUAUUCGUAAUGUAUAUUACUUCUGGCCAGUAAAAUAAUUGCUUCACAUGGUUCGCUUAGUGGUAAAUUUAAGAGGUUUAAAUGAUAGAUGUCUGGUAUGAAGUAGAAUUGUGUUUGGCAUUUAGUUUUCAAUACCUAGAACCUGAAACAUGUUUUUUUUUAUACUAGUUUACUGGUUCGAUUCCAAUAUAGGCCUAUGUUCGAUUUUGCUUUGCUGCAAUUCAUUGAAAUUUGAUGCGCUGUUUACGCCAACAUUGUUUACAUUACGAAUUCUUAACAUAUGCCUUUAUGUUGUGUUUACUUAUCGUCGUUAUUUUUAUUUCAUAAAACCUAACAAACACUGCUAACCCCAGCGUAUAUUCUGUUCUCCAUUGAAAAUUAUUUUUUUAAAUGCACAUCCACCGUAGAACACAACAGAGAUUAAAGAUGAGGCCUACGUAAAUAUUUUUGUAUCCCGCUUUCGUUUUACUAAUAAUUGGAUUUCAAGAAUAACAUUUGGCAGUGGAAAUUUUAAUCAAUCAUUAUUGUAAUAUAUUCGGUAACAAAAUAUAUCGACUCUUGAGCAGAAAAAAACAUUCUCCUCUUGGUCAGAACACAGGGAAGAUAUAGAUUUUUUUCAGAAAUUUUGAAGGUAUCAAUGAUUAGUUUUUUGAUAAAUGAGAGUAGCAUUCUGUCGUUUAGUUAUUGAGUAAAUAGAGGAGAAUCUUGUUAAGCUUUUGAAUGCGAAUGCCCGAUUAUAUUAUCUUACAUGAGUAGUAUAAAGCUAUUACGUAUAUGAUUCUCCGUGAUGUUGCGUAAGUCCGACUAAAUCGGUGUUCGCCAGGUUGAAAGGUCAUCAGAAUGUGAAUUUGUGGCAUAUGAUUAUGUUUCUGCCAAGUUCACCCAAUAAUUUUAAAUAUUAUUUAAUGAUGUGUGUACUUAAUUAUACACUAUAUAUUAGUAUUUUAAUGAUGCAUACAGAAUUUUGUACAAUACACCGAGUUUGUAUACAAGUACAGUUAUUAUUGUUGUUAUUUUUGAUGAUUAUUAUCAUUAUUAUAAGUAUAGCCCGUGAUUUAACAUAGAGCUACUGAACUGGUGUUUUGGCGACAUAGUCCUUUAAAUUAGCUGCCGGCCAGUUUUUUAAUGUCGAUAAUAAAUUGAAUAUUUUUGUCCUAAUUUAUGCCACAGAGAGUAAAUAUUGAGUACCGGUAUCCGAUCACAAAAUUACCAACAAUUUCUUGAUUAAAAUAAGUGAACACGAAUCAAGAUAAAGAUUAUAUUUAUCGGUAUGGUUAAAUAUAAUAGAUUUAUUUUGAAGUAAACCAAGAUUGACGUUAACUUACGUAAGAUUUCAAUAUGAUUAUAGAAAAUAUAAUUUCCAUGAAGAUGUUAUUAGCUACUGUAUUUUAGUUGCACGUUUUGGACCUGAUGUCAAAUUGUCUAAUACUUGUAUAAAGAGAUGUUUUCGCUUUCAAAUAAUGCAAUAUAUAGCUACGUGUACAGAUGCGUAUAUGAAUUUACUGCUUACAAACAGAUGGUCGUGAUUGUGAAAAACAAAUAAAAUUUGAAUGAAAUAAUUGAA